ACCCACAGUAACUGAUUGACAGAAGGCCCUCCCCUUGUUUUACUCAACCUUUAUAAAGUGGUAAGUUGUAGCAGGUGACUUUUCAUUGCUGUGGAGAGGAAGGAAAUAUCGACACUCUGCUUAAUAGAAGUGAUUUUACCCCAGUGAAGUAAAAUGACUCAGUUCGUACCAGGCCAAAUGGUGAUAAUGACGCAGCCGCAGGCUGCCCCUGCAGCGAACAGUGAUUGGAGCAGCGGACUGUGCAGCUGUUGCGAUGAUAUUGGAGUGUGUUUGUGUGGGAUUUUCUGUACAAUUUGCCUCGGAUGUCAGAUUGCAGGGAACAUGGGUGAAUGUUGUCUCUGUGGUACUACCAUGGCUAUGAGAACCCUCAUCAGAACCAAGUACAACAUCUCUGGAUCUCUCUGUGGUGACUGGUUAGUAACCAUGUGCUGUCUCCCAUGUUCUCUCUGCCAAAUUAAAAGAGAAAUAAAUUGCCACCAGUGAUGCCAUUGGUGUUCACCUCUGUUGCACUUCACAUGGUCUAACAAGGUACUGUUCAUCAAAGUGGAAAAAGAAGAUUGGAUUAUUGGAAAGACAAAAAUCAUUCAUUGUCACAGAAGUAAAUAAUGGAAAGUUGCGUUCAGCAAUGACAAAUUAAAAUCUCUCAACCACUAUGUUAUACUCUUUCCUUAAACCUUGUAAAUUAUUGCCCACACAUCUGAAGUUUUCUUCCCCCAGAGUCGUGUGAUUUUU
Molecule: messenger RNA, 732 nt
Organism: Mobula hypostoma (lesser devil ray)
Lineage: Eukaryota; Metazoa; Chordata; Chondrichthyes; Myliobatiformes; Myliobatidae
Product: placenta-specific gene 8 protein-like
Exons: 5
Coding region: 154-483 (109 amino acids)
Biological process (GO): positive regulation of transcription by RNA polymerase II
Source: RefSeq, a predicted model, not a curated record